Poeciliopsis prolifica (blackstripe livebearer) is the source of this 2038-nucleotide messenger RNA. Its product is annotated as NLR family CARD domain-containing protein 3-like. Lineage: Eukaryota; Metazoa; Chordata; Actinopteri; Cyprinodontiformes; Poeciliidae. The record is from RefSeq and is a predicted model, not a curated record. Gene Ontology annotation, molecular function: protein binding. The transcript has 5 exons. The coding region runs from base 123 to 1553 and encodes 476 amino acids.
UCUUUAGAGAGGAGAGAGGUCUGUACCAGGACAAGGUGUUCUGCUUCAUCCAUCUGAGUGUUCAGGAGUUUCUGGCUGCUCUUCAUGUUCACCUGACCUUCAUUAAGUCUGGGGUCAACCUGAUGGAAGAAAAACAAUCGGCUGUCCCUACAUUGUUCCACAAAUCAAAAAUAAUAUCUCUACACCAGAAUGCUGUCGACCAGGCCUUACAGAGUUCAAAUGGACACCUGGAUUUGUUCCUCCGUUUCCUCCUGGGACUCUCACUGCAGACCAAUCAGAGACUCCUGCAAGGUCUGCUGGGACAGACAGGAAGUAGCUCUCAGUCCAAUCAGAAAACAGUUCAGUAUAUCAAGGAGCAGAUCAGUGAAAAUGUGUCUGCAGAGAAAAGCAUCAAUCUGUUCCACUGUCUGAAUGAACUGAAUGAUCGUUCUCUAGUGGAGGAGAUCCAACAGUCUCUGAGUUCAGGAAGUCUCUCCACAGACAAACUGUCUCCUGCUCAGUGGUCAGCUCUGGGGUUCAUCUUGGUGUCAUCAGGAGAAGAUCUGGAUGAGUUUGAUCUGAAGAAAUACUCAGCUUCAGAGGAUGUUCUUCUGAGGCUGCUGCCAGUGGUUAAAGUCUCCAACAAAGCUCUACUGAGUAACUGCAACCUUUCAGAGAGAAGCUUUGAAGCUCUGUCCUCAGUUCUCAGGUCCCAGUCUUCACGUCUCAAAGAACUGGACCUGAAAGGCAAUAGUUUGAAGGAUUCAGGAGUGAAGUUUCUAUCUGAUGGACUGAAGAGUCCAAACUGCAAACUAGAGAAACUAAUCUUGUCAGGCUGCCUGAUCACAGAAGAUGGCUGUGCUUCUCUGGUAUCAGCACUCAAAUCAAACCCCCAUCAUCUUCGAGAGUUGGAUCUGAGCUACAAUCAUCCAGGUGACUCAGGAGUGAAAAUGCUUUGGGCUGGACAGAGAGAUCCACAUUGGAGACUUGAAACACUGAGGGUGGAGCCUGCUGGUAACCGAUAUUUAAAACCAGGACCAUUUAGAUAUUCAUGUCAGCUGACAUUUGACCGAGAUAUAAUCAACCAAAACUUCCAGCUGUCAAACAAUGACAGGAAGGUGACAAAUAUUCAGAAAGCUCAGUCAGAUACUGAUGAUCUAGACAGAAGAAAUAUUCCUCAGCUGCUGUGUGGAAAUGGUAUCAAAGAUUGUUGUUAUUGGGAGGUUGAGUGGAGAGGAAAAAUAGAGAUAUCAGUAAGUUAUAGAGGACUCCGAAGGAGAGGACUCACUAAUGACUCUGUGAGUGGAAAGAAUGAAGACUCCUGGUGUUUGAGUUGCUCUGAUGACGGUUACAGCGCCGUUCAUUAUAAGAACAGGAAACUCAUGUCAUCAACCUCUUUUCCCACUGUUUCUAACAGAGUAGCAGUCUAUGUAGACUACACUGCUGGUAGUCUGUCCUUUUACAAAGUUUCCUCUGACUCUCUAAUCCACAUCCACACCUUCAACACCGCAUUCACUGAUACCUUGUAUCCUGGAUUUACAGUCCUACCGGGUUCCUCGGUGUUCCUGUGUUGAGUCUUAAUUUCUUGCCUUCUGCACCGUACUCAAUGGUUGACAUACAAAUUGUUCAUUUGUUUUCGAGUUACUGCGGUUGUGACAUAUUUAGGUUUGAGGUCUAAUGAGUGAUACACCUUCCUCAGCCAAUUCUUUGCAAGUUAAGGCUACAUGUAGACUGAUAACAAAUUAAGAACAUUUAUGAUUAAAAUGCUGUCAGAAUGGUUUAUAAAUGAAAAUACCAUCUGGUUAUUGAUUUUUGCAAUAGGGAUCAGAAUUAUAUGUCUGUAAACUACAUUUUAUAUAAACAGCUCUCUUCACGUCUUUUGUACUGUUAAAAAUGAUCUGUGUUCUUACUUGUGUUUUAUUGUAAGAUGUUGACCUCUGAUGCUUGUACUUUCUCUGUUCUUAUGAAUAUUGCAUCGUAAAUAUAUGUGCAGUGCUACAAAAAUUAACUUCAGGCCAGAUUUUUUCUCCAGCUUUUUUGGCGAACUCAAAUUAUUCAA